Messenger RNA from Notothenia coriiceps (black rockcod), 3736 nucleotides. It is a transcript of the gene terf2ip, whose product is annotated as telomeric repeat binding factor 2, interacting protein. Gene Ontology annotation, molecular function: telomeric repeat DNA binding. Bases 17 to 1855 code for a protein of 612 amino acids. NCBI's taxonomy places the organism in Eukaryota, Metazoa, Chordata, Actinopteri, Perciformes, Nototheniidae. Gene Ontology annotation, cellular component: shelterin complex. Gene Ontology annotation, biological process: protection from non-homologous end joining at telomere; telomere maintenance via telomere lengthening. The transcript has 7 exons. The record is from RefSeq and is a predicted model, not a curated record.
UGAGACAUUUGAAAGCAUGGCGUCCACACAGCAGGAUGCGGCCAUAUCUGACAUCUCCCCAGUUCUGUUCAUGACGGUUGACGGUGAACCCAUGUCCUUCUUCCUGAGACCGGGUCCUGUUAAAUGCAAGCUCCAGCCGCUCAUUGCAGCUGGAGGAGGGAUCCUGAGCAAUGUGCAGCGGCCAGGGGCCAUUCUGCUCAUUGACCCCAAAGAAAACGGCUCUAUUCCUGAAACUACUGCUCACUGUUACGUGUCCACCCAGUACAUUCACGACUGUAUUGAGAAGGAGGAACAGCUGAAUUUAGAGGACUACAGGUUAAACCCUGAAGUUGCCCCGAGACACUCUCCUAGACUCAACAAGACCCCUCGUCGUCUCUCAGGAGAAAAAGUAGGCAGGAUUCCCUACACAGAUGAAGAUGAUGCAGCCAUUUGGAGUUAUGUCAGCAAGUCCCAGAAAGAGGUUGGGGGGAACCGGCUUUGGCAAGAGAUGGAGAACCAGCUUGUGACCAAUCACACCUGGCAGUCAAUGAAAAGCCACUAUAAAGUGCACCUGGCAAAUAAACAACCUGAGGUUUUGGAGGUGAAAGCAGAGGAAGCCACAAAAUCAGUAGAGGGUGAUUUUAAGAUAGAUGCCCAGCCCAUGCCAGCUGAAGACACACAACCAGAAUCUCCAAAAUCCAUCUCUCCCAAAAAAAAAGUCCAACUUGCGAAUCCACAAUCUGAUGAGCAACCAGCUGAAAGCACACUAGUAGAGAUGGUAGAAGGUGAAACUUCUAACCCCCCCGAAGCCGAGGGACCUUGGUUGGACCCACACACAGAUGCUCAGCCCAUCCAAGAUGAGAGCACGGAAACAAUCAUCUCUCCUGAGAAAGAAAUGGUGCCAGAGGACUCUCCUCCAGCUCGGCCCGAGUCCCAGCCAGACACCCCUCUUCAGAAAAAGCCUAAAGAGAAACAGAAGGCCUCCCCAAAGCCCCAACAACCUCAGAGACGACCAACACGCUGGCAUCUUGUGCUGGAGGGGUCGCCUGAACCAUAUGGUAAAAAACUCAGAUCAGCAGCUCCUUCAAGACGAUAUGGAUCAUCCCCGCAGCUCUCGAAGAAAAGUGAAUCUCCCACUAAGUCUUCUCCUAAGAAAGACAAAAUGGUGGAGCAGCCGCCUUCAAAGAAAGCCAGAGGAAGCAGUGUGCCAGAGGAACCGCAGGAGGAGAGCACACAAGCUCCUGUUUCUGAAACAGCACCAACAGAUGCAGAGUCUAAUUCAGUGCCACAGGAAGUGGAGAAGAAAAAAGAAAAGAGAAAGUUGGGGAUUUUAGAGUUGGCUAUAAAGGAGUUUGAAGAUGAAAGUGAGUCGGAUGAGGAUGUAGCUCCAGACCUCCGAAACCCAUCCGAAACACCAACGAUACAACCCCCCGCGACAGCUGAGGGGGUCCGCUCCUCCUCCAAAGCCCACCUGUUCAUAUUCAACAGUGAAACUCAGGAGGAGGAAGACUCUCAGUCUGUCAUUGGUCCCAGCAGAGAAGCUCCAUCCCGACCAGAGGCAGCGGUGAACAAAGAUGCUGCCUUUUCCCUGACUCAGGUCCAGCUGGAGGAGGACAAGCAGCGAAUCAAAAAGCUGAUGAAGCAGACCGGCCAGGACUUGAUCAGUGUGACCAAAGCCCUGUUGAGGACCAGCGGGGACUUCUCUGCUGCUCUGGAGCACCUUUUGAACCCCUCCUCCGCUUGGGGACCCCUGUGGUGUCGAAGUGACGACGGUCUCUUGCUCUCAGGUGAUCCCGGGGCCCGACAGAAGCUGCAGGAGAAAUACAGCGAGGAGGGCGUGGCCAAAAGAGUCGUGUUCCUCGAGGUAGAGAGGUGACAGUGCUGGAAGGAACUCUUGUGGUGGCAGAUAAAUACAAAAAUCAGUUUGAAAUAAGCAUUUACCAAAAAGCACAAGUUAAGAUAAUAAAAUGAAUGUUGGAAUUAUUUCAUUUAGUAAGGGUCCUGGUAUUGUGCAUGCAUCACUCACUAAAAAACUCUAACAGCAAAGAACCAUUGUGUUAUCAGUAACACCUGCAGAUAAGAUUUCUGUAAAGAGUUGCUGAACUGACUUUACUACAUUAAUGACUGCAGCCAAGUUCACACACUUCAGCAAAAUGAAAAGCACAGAUUAAAGUUAGAGGACUUUUUGUUUAUCUUCGCUGAACUACAUUGUAGUAAUUAGAUUACGGAUAUCACUUUUCAAGUAUUAUAACCUUGAAUCUUCUACUGAUGAACAAUAAAACCACACAGUCUCUACAUUCAUAUGCACUUUUUCACAGAGCAUUAAAGUAUAUUAUAAUGGCAUGGAAACCUCUUCAAUCUUUUUGAAUGAGUGAAAAGAAUUAAGAAAAAAACACAGCCUUGAUUUUUCUUUUCCAAACCACAAUUUUAUUUCAUUUCCCCCCAAAAAACAAUUGAGUACAUUCAUAAUUUUGAAACAAUCUGCCCCAAACCCACAUGAAAACAUUUUAUGAAUAGUUUAAACAAAAUAAUGAGAAAUAAAACUAUUAAAUUAAAGCAGACCAAACAGGAUGCUUCCUGUAAUGCAAAUGAAACACAAAGACCAGAGUCCAUACAGAUGUACCCUAAUAUGGCCACAAGUAUUGCUGCACCUUGAAUCUCCUGUUCAUGAAAUAAAAGACCUCAGAAAAAGAAUGACUUAUAACAGCAAACAGGUAUGCCAUGAACAUAUACAACUGUUAGUUGAAACAACCGUUAACACAACCGUGUAUUCCUAGCGCACGCUGAUAAAAACCAAUUGCAUUAAAAAACAUUUUUAAUAUGAAACAUUCACUCUGACCUAAGUCACAUACAUCUAGGCCGCACACUGUAAGUCGGUCAGGUAAGAACCCAUUUAGUAAAGCAACCCAUACCAAGGUCUCCAAAUCACAGCACACCAUAUAUCCCUGGAUUUAAACAGCUACAUGGUUUUUGCUCAGCUUUUACAUGUGAGGUCUUUAGAAGAUGCCUCCAAUCAAGCUACAUUCAUUAAGGAGGGUUGCUACAAUUAUGCCGACUGCAUGUCGUUUGAAUGUGACCUGAUCUGAGAGAAGUAAAUGGAGACGAUGCACUUAAUGCAAGACUUGUUGCAAGAAGUUUGAAAACACACGUGUGGUGGUAUGCAUGGACAAACACUGAGAGUUAGUAGGAUUUAUAGCUUGAUAUAUGUCUCUGUCCUUUCACUGUACACUUUGCUUUGGUUGGCUGGUUAGUGUGAUGGUGGUGUGAGCUCCAAUUUUAACGAGGAAGAGCGAACUGUGUUGCUGUUUAUGGAAGACACAGACAUUGAAUCAAUACACAUGCCUUUGAUGUUGAUAAAAAGAACAGUAGUGAUAACAGAAUGGCUCUUUGUUAUUUAUCAGGCUGGUUUUACAUCAACUCAUAAGAGGAUAUGAAGGAUCUCCAUGAGUGAGACACUUCCUUACUCUUGUCUUAUGUAGUUAGUUUUUAUUAUGGGUGAUCUGAUAUGGUCAAUAAUUGACAGAAUCGUCUGUUUAAUAAUGUUUCAAAAUCAAUAAAAGCAGAGUAUGGUGACAAUAACACACUUUUUGGUUAACAGAAUAAUUAGGAAAAACAGUGACAAAUACAUUAUAUGUUACAAAUAUAAUUAUUAUUGAUUAGGCUUGACGCAAAGUCUGCAUUGCAGCUAUUACGUUAAAAAAAGAAAGUUAAAAAAAAAAAAAAGACUCAUAGCUCCCUUUCUCCACACAAACAUGCU